AUGCUCCGCAGUGAUCCCGUUGUGCCUUCUACCAGUGGAGUGGAAUCAUUCAGAACACGAUUGGCAGCCUACUUACCCCAACUCAUUCCUCAUGCACCACCACUCAUUCGGGGCUAUGGGGAUUUGCCGUUCUUUCACCCGUGUCAUCUGAGCAAACGAGAUACGGCACAGCGGAAUGGCAGUCUAGAAUCCAAUCAGGCCAGCUUACCCACUGUGCGGUUGUCCAUUCCACGUGAUUCGAUCGGGGCUCGAUCACAAGAUAUUCCUAUCAGCAAUUUCCAGUGGCUUUUGAAUAAAAAGUUUACUUGUGUUUUUAUGUGGUUCGGCGUGAUCUGCUUGAUUGUCGGAAUCAUCGCCCUGCAAAUCGCCAGCUUUUUUCGACACAAGAGAUCGUAA
Messenger RNA from Echinostoma caproni, 396 nucleotides. The record is from the annotation of a GenBank genome assembly. Lineage: Eukaryota; Metazoa; Platyhelminthes; Trematoda; Plagiorchiida; Echinostomatidae.